Anopheles maculipalpis is the source of this 746-nucleotide messenger RNA. RefSeq names its product tubulin polymerization-promoting protein homolog (gene ringer). NCBI's taxonomy places the organism in Eukaryota, Metazoa, Arthropoda, Insecta, Diptera, Culicidae. Gene Ontology annotation, molecular function: tubulin binding. Bases 51 to 716 code for a protein of 221 amino acids. The record is from RefSeq and is a predicted model, not a curated record. Gene Ontology annotation, biological process: positive regulation of protein polymerization; microtubule polymerization; microtubule bundle formation. Gene Ontology annotation, cellular component: microtubule. The transcript is spliced from 4 exons.
AAAAAUUUUCAAUUUCCUAGUUGUGCGUCGUAGUUUGAAGCUCCCACAAUAUGGCGGACGAAUCGCAACCAAAUGGUACGGACGUGGUAGACAAGAUGACCGUCGAGGUUGCCGAAAUUGCUUUGGAUGCAAAAGAAACCCCAAAAGAACCGGCGGCAGCAGAAGCAGCAGCCGAACCGACAAACGCCACCGAGGAAAAACAAACGAACGGCGCAGCAGCAAAGCCCGCCAUAUCUACCGCGGCCUUCAAGGAACAGUUUCGUGCAUUUUCCAAGUUUGGUGAUACUAAAUCGGAUGGAAAGCAUCUAACACUUUCGCAAAGCGACAAGUGGAUGAAACAGGCGAAGGUUAUUGACAAGAAGAUAACAACCACCGAUACGGGCAUACACUUCAAGAAGCUAAAAUCGAUGAAACUAACGCUUGACGAUUAUAACAAAUUUCUGGAAGAUUUAGCCAAAACGAAAAAAGUCGAGCUGGACGAAAUCAAGAACAAAAUGGCCAACUGUGGAGCACCGGGUGUCCAUAAUGCAACGCCGGGAAAAGCAGCGGAUACGGUGGCCCGCCUAACGGACACUUCCAAAUACACCGGAUCGCACAAGCAACGGUUCGACGAAACUGGCAAGGGUAAAGGUAUAGCGGGCCGGAAAGAUCUCGUCGACCAGUCCGGCUACGUGUCGGGAUACGGGCACAAAAACACGUACGACAAAACCCAUUGAGCUGUGGUGGAUGAUGAGUGAUGAUGGCCG